Messenger RNA from Vespula vulgaris, 2340 nucleotides. RefSeq names its product UDP-N-acetylglucosamine transferase subunit ALG13 homolog (gene Alg13). The record is from RefSeq and is a predicted model, not a curated record. The transcript is spliced from 2 exons. The coding region runs from base 1711 to 2214 and encodes 167 amino acids. Gene Ontology annotation, molecular function: hexosyltransferase activity. Gene Ontology annotation, biological process: dolichol-linked oligosaccharide biosynthetic process. Lineage: Eukaryota; Metazoa; Arthropoda; Insecta; Hymenoptera; Vespidae.
UUGACAUUAAAAUAAAGAGAGAGAGAGACAGAGAGAUAGACAGACGAACAGACAGACACAGGUAGAGGAAAAAAAUUUUUUAUAAAAUGCAAUACACUCUGCCGCGUUUUCUCUUUAUGCUUUAAUUACGUAUAUCAGGGCAUUCGAAGUAAUUGUAAUCGUAGCAUCAGGCACGUUUAGUGAAGCCUAAUCUGUAAGGAAUUUAUUAAAGAAAAAAAAGAAAAAAAAAGAACAAAAAAAGUCUGUGAACUAAUCGAAUUAACGGCCUUUGGUACGCUAUGAAUACAAAACCUUAGCCAUUAAUUCAGUGAGUGACUGUGAAACUGUGUUCAACUUGUUUUUUCUUAAUGAUUAGCUAUAUAUCAUCAUUGAAAUGCGCUUUUGAAAAAAUCCGAUCGCACAGUGGGCAAAAUUUUUAGCAAUGGUAAUACAUACUUUUACUACGUUGUACUUCAUGUACAUACAUAUAAACAUACAUACACACCCCUGCUGUGUUAGCUUCAUCAGAAAAGAAAAAAAGUUAUAAAAAGAUAUUAAUUACUGCCGAUUACAAACCCAUUUUUCCCGGUAUCGAAUUAACAACAACAACAAAAUAUCUAUUUUCGUUUCAGUAAUUUAUACUCUGUUGCGAGGUUUGGAAGUGAUCUUUACAAUUUGUACAUGGGGAUUUACUAUUACAUCUAUAUUAAUUACGAUUUAAAGAUUGUAUAUAAAUCAACCUCAACCAUUCUUAUAGUAGACGUGAUUGUUGAAUACCAAAUGAAACUCGAGAAUUACUUUCGAAUACUUUUGCAUGAUACGAUAAAACAAUAAAGUCACACAAAGUGUUAUUUCAUUUCAUUUCCACCGAUAAUUUAGAAGAUUAGAUUUCCCUGAUUAGCUAGAAUGCUAUUUUGUUUAUUUUUUGAAUUGAAUAUUCGUGUAAUAUAUUUCGAAUUUAAUUUAUAUUAAACUUCUUUAAAUUUUCAUGAAAAUUUUCUUCAUUCGUUAAAUUCUAUGUAAAUUUUAUUAUAUAAACUCAUCAAUGAAAUAGUAAUUACAGUAAUCAUUGAAGCAAGUUUUACAUAAAUGUACAUCAUAUAUAUCUAAUACAAAAUAAACUAAUUUUUUAUGGCUAGGUAAUAAGAUUAUACUAAAUUAAUCCUAAUCUUGGAUCUCUCAAAAAAUUCAUCUAUCAUGUUAUUUAUGAAAUUUUAUUUUAUAAAAUCAGAUAAAUUCAUUUAGCUUUGAGCUUAGAUGACUUAAAAAUAAUAAUUUUUUAAUAUCUAAAAAAAUCUUAGUGCGUGGAAGUGAAUAAAAAAUAUCAAAAUAAAAAUCAAAUUUAAAUUUAAUCAAUUUAGAGAUCAAUUGGUUUAUUUCGCAUUAUUUUUACACAUCGAUUAAUGAAGAAAAAAAGAGAUUCAUUAAAAUUCAAAAUAGAACAAGAUAAUUAUAUAUUUAAUAAUCAUCUUAAUAUUGUUUCUGUAUUAAUAAACAUAAAACUCAAAGUGCAACGUGAUUAAAAAAUGCGAAGGAGUGGAGAGGAUAACCUUAACUGCGCAGUAUGUCAUGACAGUCAUGUUCAGAAAAAAGGACUGGGAGGAGGAGAAGGAAUUUUAUUUUCAAGAUAUUAAAUAUUGAUAUACAUUUUUAAGAUUUAUUUUUAAUUAUGAAAUAGCUGUUUUAUUAACGAUUUAAUAAUUUGAUAUUAUUAUAGUUUCUAGGAAAGUAAUGUCAGAAAAGAAAGUUUUUGUAACAGUCGGUACAACAAGUUUUGAUGAUUUAAUUUCAACAAUAUUAAAUCAUGAAGUACUUGAGGCUUUAGCUUUGAGAGGUUAUAAUUAUUUAUCUCUGCAAAUUGGUAAAAGUUCUUUAGAACCUGAUUGCACACCUCGAUAUGGUAUCAAUCAUAUUGAGUAUUUUCAUUUAAGCUCAUCUAUUGAAGAUCAUAUACAGGCAGCUGAUUUAGUAAUAAGUCAUGCUGGUGCAGGAAGUAUUCUAGAAGCUUUGGAAGCUCACAAACAUUUAAUUGUAGUUACUAAUCAGUUACUCAUGGACAAUCAUCAAUUAGAGUUAGCACAGCAAUUAUAUGAAGAUAAGCAUUUGUAUUAUUGCACUUGUGAUACUUUAUUGAAUACUAUUCAAACAAUGGAGUUACAUAUAUUAAAACCAUUUAUAUCUGAUGGAAGUAAAAACAUCAUUAAUCAUCUGGAUCGUAUCAUGGGUUUUAAAUAAAAUAAAUAUGAUUUUUAUAGUUAAUAACUAAAAUAAUUAAGAAUUAAAAUAUUUUUAACAUACAUAUGUUUUUAAAGUUUAUAAAAUUAUAAAAAUAAUAAAUUUAUAAAAUAUAUAAAAAUGAUA